Molecule: messenger RNA, 212 nt
Organism: Oppiella nova
Lineage: Eukaryota; Metazoa; Arthropoda; Arachnida; Sarcoptiformes; Oppiidae
Source: the annotation of a GenBank genome assembly
GUUGCGUACUAUGGAUGGGUGACCUGAACUUUCGCAUCGACGAUAUGACUGCCGAUGAGGUCCAUGACAUUGUGCUAAACCGACGGCAUUCGGGCGAUAGUUUUGCCGCUCUAUUAGCAAAAGACCAGUUAUUACGUGUUAGACGGGAGGGCCGUGCGUUUAGUGAAUUCAGCGAGGCUGUACCUACAUUCGCACCCACCUAUAAAUUUGUC